This is a messenger RNA of Colletotrichum spaethianum, 3336 nucleotides long. RefSeq lists its product as uncharacterized. Bases 1 to 3336 code for a protein of 1111 amino acids. The record is from RefSeq and is a predicted model, not a curated record. Gene Ontology annotation, molecular function: DNA binding. Lineage: Eukaryota; Fungi; Ascomycota; Sordariomycetes; Glomerellales; Glomerellaceae. The transcript has 4 exons.
AUGGGCGACUAUCAGCCCUACGUGACUAUCCGGUCGCGACGGCCCGCCGACGGCAACAGCGUAGGCAGUGCAGACUCGACUGUAGGUGCAAGGGUCUCGACACACCAGUCGCGUAGAGUCCAAGUAAGCUCACAAGCUGGUCUUGCUCAGUACGGAUCCAGCUCCGGCGAUGCGCCCCGUACCGCCACCCACGAUGUCAGCCGCGUGAGCUAUCAUGUGAAGCAUCUCGACAGCUUCGCGCAGACUUUGGAGGAUUCCGCCAACCGAGCAUUUCCCAACCGCGGGAGGUCCUCGCAGCGGUAUACGAAGGUCCAGGCCUUGCUGCUCCACUGGGGCUGUGAUGACCUCUUUGUGCUGCCUGAGCUGGAGGACCUGGAAAGGUGUCUCCGCGAGGACUAUGCCUUUAACACAGAAAUCUUCCCCAUACCGUCCGAAAACUCACAUCUAGAGCUCAUGAUGCAAGUGGGGAAGCUGAUCAAAGACCACGAGGCCCAAGACACUCUCUUUUUAGUCUACUACGGUGGACACGCCAGGAUAGACGAGUCGAGACAGAGUACUUGGUGCGCAACACGGCAUCCCGACUCGCCUUGGCUUCAGUGGUCUGCGAUCCAGACAUUGCUGGAACGUUCGGCAUCCGACGUUCUUAUCCUUCUCGACUGCUGCGCCGGGGCUGCAAGCGCAACGUUUCCCAACGGCAAUAGCAUCACCGAGACCAUCUCCGCCUCGAGCUGGGAUGCCAUCGCCCCAGACCCGGGUCGCUACUCCUUCACAAACGCCCUGAUCGAGGUGAUGCAGGAAUGGCGCCUCCGCGCCUUUUCUGCGGCGAUGCUACACGCCGAAGUGCUCGCCCGUUUGAAGCACCCACGUCCCGUCACCAUCAAUGGCAAGCUCUUCGAGGCCAGGUCGACUCCCGUUCAUUUCAUGAUGACGGCUAACCACAAGGCACCGAGCAUCGAGUUAUCCCGAGUCGUACCCGCUGAGAAAAGGCCGCCCUCGCCUCCUCAGGAGGUCGCAGCGGCCGUAGAUGGGAGUGAAGCGCCUGAGGGAUUGCCUGGUGGGCGAGGGCCAGGUGCCCCCAUCUCUGGCGAGCCGAAUGAGGAUACACCUCAUGUCAUGAUUUCACUCGCGCUAGAAGAUGAUCAGCAGCUGGAUCUCAACGCAUGGGAACAGUGGCUGUCCAACUUCCCGGCCAUGGCCAAGUACGUCAAGGUUCAGGGUGUUUUCAAAAGCCACUCUACACUUCUCCUUGUGUCCAUGCCGGUGAUGGUAUGGGACCUCCUGCCUGAGGACCAUGCCACCUCUUUUGUAGCUUUCAUUAGGUCAAACAACCUUGUGGCCCAGAAGACACAAAAAGAAGAGGCUGAAGUCCAAGUACCAACCAGCAGAGGCUCUCGUGCAGUAUCUGACAGGAUACAACCUGACUCUGCGUCGAUGAAUACGUUCUUUACCGACCAUACAUACACAUAUGCUCCGACGGAGACGGGCAGCGUCAUGAACCAGCAAGUAGCUGGUCUACAAUCGUUCUCUUUUAGCGACGGGCCAGGUUCAAGACGAGACACAGAAGGACAGCUCGCAGGCCCGGGGUCGCCAGUAGUAUCACCAUCCUCAUCGCCGCUUGGUGGUACCUCGCGGCCGUUGCGGCCUGCGAAUCCUGCAGCAUCACCCGGCAUUCUUCAGCGCCAACUCACUUCAUCUUCUCAAGCUUCAUCUGAGGCGGUGAUCACGAGGACGAUGAUACCCAAUCAGCAGAGAAGUGCACGUACAACUGUCUUCCGCGAUAUACCCGAGCCGCCUAGGUUCUCACAGCACGUCGAGACGCUACUCCAGCAAUACUACCGGCAAGAACCUAUGCCCAACGACGACCAGAAGAACUUUGUUGCCUCAAAUCUGGGUAUAGAACUAUGGCACGUCGAUGCCUGGUUCCAUUAUCGGCGGGAAAGAGAUAUCGUCUCGCAGCAAUUUCAAAAGCUCAAGAUGAAUGACCCGGCUCCAGAGGCAACCCAUGGAGCUCAGAUGAUACUGCCCCAUCACCUCAAUAAAAUCAUUGAGAUCUUGCCCGCCGGCAGGAUACUACUGAUUGACCUCAGACCACCAGCCGACUAUGAAAAAUCCCAUAUUAGAGGCGCCAUCAACCUUCGUGCGCCCCUAAGCUUUGUACAAGAUGCAUCGUUCGACAUGAUCGAGCGCGCCUUCCCGGAUCACGAAAGCAGACAAAAGUUCGGAGAAUGGCAGUCGGCAAGCUGCAUGGUACUCUACGCCCGCGCCGUGGACUCUCCCGGGGAAUGUCCUCUAGCCGACGUACUAUACGACAAGUUCAAGAGCUGGGGCUGGCGUGGUCGAUGUUUCGUUCUCAAAGGCCAUUACAGGGAAUUCAGCGUGUCCUACAGCAAAUCCAUCGCCGGAUCCAAGAUGACGGACGAGGCCAGGGCAUACGCGGAAACCCUCCUUCGAGACAGCAACCAGAAAUCGACAUCGUCAGUAAAUGAUGACGCGGCGAGGAGGGCCCAGUACGAGGAGCUGCUGAUGCAAAUUGACAAUGAAGGCAGAGUGAACCCAUCAUCAAGUCCUAACCCGUCAGCCAGCUCGACUCGCGCGCGGGCCAUGAGCCAGCAUGAACGAGACCUCGAAGCCGAAUUCCGACGUCGCGUCCCGGACCUCUACCGCAAAGCCCUGGACAUCCAGGGCAGCAGCCGUGGGGCCGCUGCCGAGGCGCCACCCGUUGGCACUGGUACCGAGACAGCAACGGCAGCAUCUGAGGAAGUAUCGACAGGGCAAACAAGGGGAACGAGAUGGGACGGCUCGCCUACGGACUACUCUGCCGGGAAUGGAGGCGGCGAAGACAAAGGCGGAGGUGGCGAAAGGGACAGCACCACCGCCUCGGCUCUUGAUACAAAAGCGCCGCUCGUCGAGUAUCUCGACAGAGGCCUCUCCUACAUCCGGCAGGGGAGACCUGCCGACGCAUCUGUCGAUGCCUCUGCUGCCCCUUCUCGUGACACCAGAAUCACCAGCGCCAACACUCCCUCGGGACUGUCGAAACUCGCCGCGGAGGGUUACCACGCGUACUUUGACUCGGGGGCGGCCGUCUCGACGCUGUCGGACGAUUCGUACGUCAAGAUCGCCAAGGGGGAUGCCCAGCAAGCGAGCGAUCACAUUCCCGUCUCAUCCCUCUCAUCCUUCCCCCCAGGCCCGGGCCAUCACCACCACCAGGAUCACCACGGCGGACUCGGAGGGAAAGACGGGACGAGGGACGCCGCCGCCGGCGGUGGCCCGUCCGAGGAUGAAACGCCCAGAAGGGGCCGGGGCGGUUUCCUAAAUAAGGUUCUGCGGCGAGCAUAA